Molecule: messenger RNA, 363 nt
Organism: Drosophila gunungcola (fruit fly)
Lineage: Eukaryota; Metazoa; Arthropoda; Insecta; Diptera; Drosophilidae
Exons: 3
Coding region: 1-363 (120 amino acids)
Cellular component (GO): proteasome core complex
Source: RefSeq, a predicted model, not a curated record
AUGUCAGAUAAUGGCGAAAGGACUCGUAAGGAAGGCAGCAUGGUGCGGGACUUGUUGUGCCAGAAGUUCGAAUACGACGAGUCCGUGGAUAUCCUGCUGGGCGGCCAGGAUGAUUUGGGCCUCCAUAUCUACAGUUUGAAAGCAAAUGGAGGAUCCAGGCGGGUGAUAUAUGCAGCAAAAGGCAAAGAAUCUGAUGAAGCAGUGGCUUAUUUGGCGGAGCACUGGAAGGAGUCCUUGACACUGGAUGAAGCUGAACAGUUGGCUCGGGAGUCACUCAAAUUGGAGGACAAUGACUUCGUGGAGAUAUGCAUCAUCAAUAGGGCUGAGCAAACAGAGGAGGCGGCUAGCGAUGAGGAUAACUAG